AUGAAGGAAAGAAACAUUAGGUUCACCUUCAUGCCCGCAGAGGGCGAUAACAUAGAGCAAGCACCGACGUACUCACCAACCAGCUCAGGCGAUUACAGCGAGAAUGUGGCAAAGCGGGCAUCGGGCGAGAAGCGCCUUUCGACCAUCUCUGGAUCUUGCUUGCCAGAGGUCGUGCCUACGGACAUAUCCCAGGGCAAAGAAGUAGUUCACACAGAUCCCCAGUCAGAGAAGGUCUAUCCACCACCGGAGAACUACCCUGAGCCCUUCGACGAGGAGGGUGGCAAGGAAGUUGUGCCUUUGUCUGUCGACCCAGCGCCGUACCAGCAACCUCACCCGAUGACGGUGCGCAUGAACACGAGAGUGUGUGGCAUACGGCUGAAGUGGACGCUUGUCGUUCUACUGCUUGUGCUCAUAGCCAUAGCUCUCGGCGGUGGGCUGGGUGCUGGUCUUUCUACUGGCUCAAAACAUUCUUCUCCACCACAGACGGGCGCAGGAGCGCUGAAUGGCACCAGCUCAGCUCUCGUGACGCAGUCGUUCCCAACAGCCCCAGGCGGGAGCGAAGAGAACCUAGUGAUGUACUUUCAGCAUCGCGAUGGACACAUUCGCUAUGUGUGGCUUGCUAGCAACGGCACAUGGAUGGGCGGCGAUGCAUCGACUGAUGUGGCUAACAACGCCAAGAACAACACUCCAAUCACAGCAGUGUCCUACACGUGGAGUGGAAACAACUUUUGGCGUGUCUUCUAUAUCGACACAACGAACACAAUCAUGCAGACCUGGAGAAGCAACGCGACCCAGGGGUGGGCGCUCGGCUUACUCAGUGACUCGAACAUCCAACCGUGGGAUUCAGACGAUGUCGGCAUGGAGGUCUGCUGGUAUGGUUCGAUGACUAGCGGAGUCUCAAUCCAAGCGGCAGCGGACACGAACAAUGCCAGCGAUUUGGCCUACCGUCUAGUAUACUCAUCAGAUGAGACGACCUUCCAGACUAUGACUUUCCAUGGCGACACGCAACUUUGGGAGCCAGAGCAAACGCUUCCGGGUGUCGAUGGACGAAGUUCGCCUGCUUGCAGCAACUUCGGAUCUGGCAGCGUUGAUUACUUGAUGCUCAUGGACCCUGACAACUCGGUCAAUGUGUACUGA
Molecule: messenger RNA, 1137 nt
Organism: Fulvia fulva
Lineage: Eukaryota; Fungi; Ascomycota; Dothideomycetes; Mycosphaerellales; Mycosphaerellaceae
Exons: 4
Coding region: 1-1137 (378 amino acids)
Source: RefSeq, a predicted model, not a curated record